Molecule: messenger RNA, 3968 nt
Organism: Rana temporaria (common frog)
Lineage: Eukaryota; Metazoa; Chordata; Amphibia; Anura; Ranidae
Gene: MMP15
Product: matrix metallopeptidase 15
Exons: 10
Coding region: 26-1909 (627 amino acids)
Biological process (GO): extracellular matrix organization; collagen catabolic process; proteolysis
Cellular component (GO): extracellular matrix
Molecular function (GO): zinc ion binding; metalloendopeptidase activity
Source: RefSeq, a predicted model, not a curated record
AAACAAAAGGGAGAAACGCCGGAGAAUGGCGGCCCGCGGAGGGGGUGGGGGAGUCCUGCUGGUCUGGAGCCUGACCGCCCUGUACUUGGGGGGUAUCCGGGGGAGCGAGGCCACAGGGGACCAGGACAAGGCUGAGGCCUGGCUCCGCCUCUAUGGCUAUCUCCCUCAGACCAGCCGUCAGAUGUCCACCCUGCGCUCUGCACAGAUUCUUUCCUCCGCUGUCACACAGAUGCAGCAGUUUUAUGGGAUUCCAGUCACAGGGGAACUAGACAAAGCCACAACAGAGUGGAUGCAGAGGCCACGCUGUGGUGUCCCAGAUCAAUACGGCAGUAAAACCAAAUCGAACAUGCGUCGGAAACGGUACGCUCACACAGGGCGCAAGUGGAGCCAACAGCAGCUGACGUACAGCAUCCAGAAUUACUCGGACAAGCUGGGAGUGUACAACUCUGUGGACUCGAUACGGAAGGCCUUCGCUGUGUGGUCCAGUGCUACCCCCCUAUCCUUCAGGGAAAUUCCCUUUGAGUCCCUGCGACAGAACCAGGCCAAUGCUGACAUUAUCAUCCUUUUUGCUUCUGGCUUCCAUGGCGACAGCUCCCCCUUUGAUGGCCCUGGUGGCUUCCUGGCACACGCCUACUUUCCAGGUCCAGGGAUGGGCGGUGACGCCCAUUUUGACUCUGAAGAACCAUGGACAGUGAACAAUGCAGACGUAAUGGGGAACCACCUUUUCCUGGUGGCCGUUCAUGAGCUCGGACACUCGCUGGGCCUGGAGCACUCCAAUAACCCUAGUGCCAUCAUGGCUCCCUUCUACCAGUGGAUGGACACUGAAAACUUCCAGCUGCCCGAUGACGACAGACGAGGAAUUCAGCAGCUCUAUGGGAGUGCCGACGAUGAGGUGGCCAGCACCUUUUCUCCCGUCACCACCCCAAGGAACCCCGACCAGAAGCCACCAAAACCGCCUCCAAGGGGCCGACCAGAUAGACCAGGAACCCCGUCCCCCCCAGAGCGAUAUGGACCCGACAUCUGCCAGGGCAACUUCGAUUCGGUGACGGUCCUGCGCGGAGAGAUGUUUGUGUUCAAGGGCACCUGGUUCUGGAGGGUACGACACAACCGCGUCUUGGAUAACUACCCCAUGCCAAUCGGGCACUUCUGGAGGGGACUGCCGGGUAACAUCAGCGCUGCCUAUGAGAGACACGAUGGAAAAUUUGUUUUCUUUAAAGGUGACAAAUUUUGGGUAUUCCGGGAGGCCCAUCUGGAGAGCGGAUACCCCCAGCCUCUAACUAGCUUAGGAUAUGGGAUUCCCUAUGACAGGAUCGACACAGCGAUUUGGUGGGAACCAACCGGACACACCUACUUCUUUCGUGGCGACAGCUACUGGCGCUUCAAUGAGGACAGCCGCUCGGUUGAUCCAGGUUACCCCAAAUCCAAUAAAGUUUGGGCCGGUAUCCCAGACACUCCGAAGGGCGCCUUCCUGAGCUCCGAUACAUCAUACACCUACUUCUAUAAAGGAGCAAAAUACUGGAAGUUUGACAAUCAGCGUCUGAAGACCGAGACGGGGUACCCCAAGUCUAUCCUGCGAGACUUCAUGGGGUGUCAGGAGGAAGUGCACAAGGACCCGGAAACUGCCCCCCGGUGGCCAGACCUGGACCGACCUCCAUUUAACCCGGAUGGUGAACCAGAUGAGGUUGAUGAGGACAAGGAGCCGGGGGGCAGGGAGGACACUGGACGAGACGUGGAUGUCGUUGUCCACAUUGACGAGUACACUCGUGCGGUCAGCGUCGCCAUGGUAAUUGUGCCGUUACUACUGCUGCUGUGCGUCCUGGGACUUAUCUAUGUUAUUGUUCAGAUGCACAGGAAGGGCCCCCCCAGGGCAUUACGAUACUGUAAGCGUUCCCUCCAGCAAUGGGUAUGACCCUCCCCCACUAACUUCUUCUUUAUUUUCCUUUAACAAACUGUUUUUUGUGGUGCUAACCCAGGGAAUUGUGGGAGCGGAGCGCACCCCCCCCCCCCCUCCACUCCGAGGGAAGAUAUGAAGGAAUAUUUGCAUCCUCUGACACAUAACAAUGCCAAAACCUCUGACCUGCUUGUGCCCCAUGUGGAGGCUGCGCCCCCUGCUGGCCGCUGUGAAUGCUGUAGGGCCCGUGGACGCCACCUUGUGGCAGCUCUGUGAAUUGCACUUGAUGGUGGAAGGUACACGAAUUGCACUCUCUACCCCGAUUCUGCAUCCUGAGCACUGUGAGGACAGAAAGAGAAUGUUCCUAGAAAUCCUGCAUUUUGCACUGAAAAAAAACCCCUUGAAGUGGCGCCUGGACAGACACCAGAAACACGAUAACCUCAGCCACUAGGUCCCUGGGGAAUAGAAUAGAGUCCAUUUUAAACCCCCAGCCCUCCAUGGUCAGUCCUGUGUCCUUGGGGGAUAAAGUGGCGUCCCGUGGCCCCCCCCCCCCCCCUUCACCACCACCACCGAACCUUCUGAGGUCACUGCUGGGCAUGUGACGCAUGUUGAGCCAUCCAUGCUCAGUCCUGGAUCACUGCAGAAUAGAAAGAGGCUGUUUUACCCUUGUUAAGUCCACUGAAAGCAGUGCUUGGUCACACGUGAAUAGAAUAGGAUCCUGUAACCCCCACUGAGCCCAUCAAGGUCAGUGCUGGGCAUGUAAACCCUGCUGAGCCAUCCAUGGUCAGUUAUGGAUUACUGGGAAAUAGAAUGGGGUCCUGUGACCUCCCCACUGAGCCAUCCAAGGGACAAGGCUGGGGAAUUGAAUGUGGGCCUGGGGCUUCCGCUGGGUCACUUGGUGAUAGAGUAGGGUCCUGUGCCCCAGCUGAGUCCUAAGAGGUUAUAGCUGGAUCUCAGAGGAAUAUAAAGGAAUCCAGGGCAUUUUGAGCCCUCUGAGGUUGGUGUCAGGUCACCGGGGGGAAGCAUAUUCCCAGUGCUGGCAAUAUGACCACUGCUGAGCCCUCUGAGGUUAGUACCAGAUCACUAGGGAUUAUAAUUGGGGUCUUGUGAUCUCUACAGAGUCCUCCAAGGUCAGUGGCAGGUCCUUGGUGAAUGAAAUGGGGUCUUGUGGACCCCCCCCCUACUUAGCCCUCGUAGGUCAGUGCUGGUCACAUGACCUCUGCUGAGUCCUCCAAGACCAGGACUUGGUCUCUGGUGGAUAGAUUGUGGUCCUGUGACCCCUGCUUAGCCCUUUGAGUCCAGUGCUGGGGACAAGUCCUCUGCUAAGUACUUUGAGGCCAGGGCUGGGUCCCCAGGGGAUAGAAUGUGGUCCUAGGACACCUGCGAAGUGCUCACAGGCCAGGGCUGGGUCCCCAGGGGAUAGAAUGUGGUCCUAGGACACCUGCGAAGUGCUCAGAGGCCAGGGCUGGGUCCCCAGGGGAUAGAAUGUGGUCCUAGGACACCUGCGAAGUGCUCACAGGCCAGGGCUGGGUCCCCAGGGGAUAGAAUGUGGUCCUAGGACACCUGCGAAGUGCUCACAGGCCAGGGCUGGGUCCCCAGGGGAUAGAAUGUGGUCCUAGGACACCUGCGAAGUGCUCAGAGGCCAGGGCUGGGUCCCCAGGGGAUAGAAUGUGGUCCUAGGACACCUGCGAAGUGCUCACAGGCCAGGGCUGGGUCCCCAGGGGAUAGAAUGUGGUCCUAGGACACCUGUGAAGUGCUCACAGGCCAGGGCUGGGUCCCCAGGGGAUAGAAUGUGGUCCUAGGACACCUGCAAAGUGCUCACAGGCCAGGCCAGGGCUGGGUCCCCAGGGGAUAGAAUGUGGUCCUAGGACACCUGCAAAGUGCUCACAGGCCAGGGCUGGGUUCCUGAGGGAUUGAAUGUGGUCCUGUGACCCCCCAGCUUAGCCCUCCAAGGUCAAUGCUUGGCAUAUGACCACACUGAGACCAGGGCCGCGUCACCAGGGGAUAGAAUGUUGUUCUGUGCCCCUCGCUUAGUCAGUGCUAGGCAUGUGACCCCCCCCCCCCAGCUGAGUCCUCC